AUGAAGUCCGAGUCCGCCGAAGAGCUAAGCCGGGUCCAUCACGCCGUCACGGCCACCGUCAACGCGCAGGAGAGCAUCGGUAGACCCAUCAACUCCCAUGGAAUGGAUCUCCUCAAUCACUUGGUAAUCGAACUGUUCGAUUCGCGAACGCGCCUCGAGUGGGAGUCCUCCACCAGCGAUUCUCCCGAUCCACCGAGUCACGAGGCACUCACUGACUUCAUAAGUAAAAGAAUUCUUAUCUUGAACGCCGCCAAGCCCAAGAUCGCCGUGAAGAGUGCCGGGGAAGCCUCUCGGACCGCGAAGACUCACUUCGCGAAAAACGUGCCCGACGCGUCCAAAUGCGCCGCCUGCAAGGGCAAGCACACGCUCAUGCAGUGCCCCGAGUUCAAAUCCAAGUCCGCGAGCGAAAGGAAGUCCUUCGUUGAGGUCAGCGGACUCUGCUUCAAUUGUCUCGGGAACCACAUGAUGGCACGGUGUCAGUCAAUUAAAACGUGCUUCACGUGCAAGUUGCGGCACCACACGCUGUUGCACGACGCGUACGCCGCACCAACACCACAAGAAGCGAGCACUUUCUCCACGACACGCACUUCACUUGACAAACGGGCGACUCUUCUCGCCACAGCGCGCGUCACUCUGACCGACCGUCUGGGACGACCUCAGGAUGUGCGAGCCCUGCUCGACCAGAGGUCCGAAGUGUCCCUCGUCUCAGAGGACUUGGCGCAGCGCCUCCGUCUGACGCGCACCCGCUCCUCGAUCUCCAUAGUUGGAAUCGGAGGAGCAUGUUCAGGAUCCACACGAGGAAGGGUGACGCUCGCUCUCAAGUCAAGAGUGACCGGAGCCCCUCUCACCGUAGCGGCCUAUGUCCUCCCACGGCUGUCGUCCUACCAGGGACCAGCAAUCAAGGGCUCCACCACGUGGCCGCACAUCCACGGCCUCACUUUGGCGGAUCCUCAUUAUCUCCAGCGAGAUCCCAUCCACCUUCUCCUCGGCGCUGAUGCCUUCUCCGGGAUCCUCCUCGAAGGUCUCCGAAAGGGUCGCAAGGACCAACCCAUCGCGCAGAGGACUACGUUCGGGUGGAUCUUAUCGGGAGGCUGCGGAGUCGUGACGGCCAACGGCUCCCUCAGCUCUCUCCAGUGCACCGUAGACCGCGACCUGAACGCCCUAGUGCAGAGGUUCUGGGAGCAGGAACAGGAGCAGCCUGCCUCCGUCGUGCUCACGCCAGAGGAAGAGCAAUGCGAAGAGAUCUUCGCCCGCACGCAUGAGCGCCUCGCCGACGGAAGGUACAUGGUCCGUCUUCCGCUGGCUGGCCCUCUUCCACCUCUCGAACACACGCGGAAGUCCGCCGAGCGACUUCUCGCGGUAAUGGAGCGACGCCGCUCCAGAGACGCCGGCUUCAACAAGCUCUAUGGCAGCUUCAUGGAGGAGUACUCGGACCUGCAACAUAUGACCCUGGUCAGAACACCGCUCAUCAAGAAAUCCGCGUGUUACUUACCACACCACGGAGUGCUCCGGACUUCCAGCACGACCACCAAGUUGAGAGUGGUCUUCAACGGAUCUCAAUGUACGCCUGCCGGAGACUCACUCAACAACGCAUUGCUGGUCGGAGCCAAUCUUCUGCCAACUCUCGCCGACGUCCUCCUGCGUUGGCGCUGGCACCGCUUCGCCUUCAUCGCCGACAUCGAGAAGAUGUACCGGCAGAUUCUGGUGCAUCCCGACGUUCGAGACCUGCAGCGGAUCCUUUGGAGGCAAAACCGCACCGACGACGUCCAGGAGUAUCGCCUCAACACGGUGACGUACGGACUGGCCUGUGCACCGUUCCUGGCGAUCAGGACUCUCCGCCAAUUAGCCGACGAUGAGGAGCCGGCAAACCCAGCGGGAGCAGUUGCAUUGAGGCGCGACUGCUAUGUCGAUGAUAUCGUCACAGGCGCCAGCACCCUGUCCGAGGCGGUCGAGAAGCAGAGGCAGUUGCGCCGACUCUGCACGGCGGGCGGGUUUCCCUUGAGGAAGUGGGCCUCAAACCACCAGAGGAUCCUCGAGGAGAUACCACGGGAGCAUCAGCUCCAGCAGCCACACCACGACUGGGAGGACGAAGCGCACCCGACGCUUGGGUUACGGUGGCACCCCCGCAGCGACUCCUUCACAUUCCGCCUCCAGCCUCGCACGACUGCCCCGCUGACUAAGAGACAGGCGUUGUCGGAGACGGCUCGGAUAUUCGAUCCGUUGGGCUGGUUGGCUCCAGUCACCGCUCGGGCCAAAAUCCUCAUCCAGUCAGCCUGGAUGAAAACAGCUGGACUGGGACGCCCCACUGCCUCAAUCAGAUGA
Messenger RNA from Camponotus floridanus (Florida carpenter ant), 2322 nucleotides. RefSeq lists its product as uncharacterized. Gene Ontology annotation, biological process: proteolysis. Bases 1 to 2322 code for a protein of 773 amino acids. Gene Ontology annotation, molecular function: aspartic-type endopeptidase activity. The transcript has a single exon. NCBI's taxonomy places the organism in Eukaryota, Metazoa, Arthropoda, Insecta, Hymenoptera, Formicidae. The record is from RefSeq and is a predicted model, not a curated record.